This is a messenger RNA of Selaginella moellendorffii, 1416 nucleotides long. RefSeq names its product protein GrpE. Bases 174 to 1169 code for a protein of 331 amino acids. Gene Ontology annotation, cellular component: chloroplast. The transcript has 3 exons. Gene Ontology annotation, biological process: protein folding. Gene Ontology annotation, molecular function: protein homodimerization activity; protein-folding chaperone binding; adenyl-nucleotide exchange factor activity. The record is from RefSeq and is a predicted model, not a curated record. NCBI's taxonomy places the organism in Eukaryota, Viridiplantae, Streptophyta, Lycopodiopsida, Selaginellales, Selaginellaceae.
GACUCUUCCGCCCGUAAAGGCAUCAGCGCCUACAUUCCGCAACAAGCGGCCAGGAUUGAAUGCUCGCCAGAAUCGUCACGGGAUAAGCAAUCGCGACCGUCAAAAUUCUCCUGUGUAGUAGGGAAAUUCCAAGCCCGAGGAGGGGAACGAGAGGGGAGGGGGAAUUUCGGUGCAUGGCGGCGGCUAUGGCUGCGGCAUCGGCGUCGGCGGCGUCGGCGACACUGGUGAAUCCAUUGCCAUUACGGAGGAGCCUGUGCUCUUCGUCGAUUUCGAUCGGGACGCAGCAUCGCGGGCGAGGGCUGUGCUUCAAUUCCCUAGUUUCCAGGCCCGGGACGCGCAAUGCCGCAGUCUGUGGAUCCAGGAGAUUGCGCUACCGGACGUUUGCGCUCGCCGAGCAGCAGGCCAGCCAAGCUGAGCAAGUGGAGGACGAAAAGGAGAAGGCUGAUGAUGACGGCCUGGAAGACACAACUUCUCAAGUUAACGGGAGUGAGCCGACCGAGGUCUCGGCUUCGGUCAUCGAAGUUCUCCUCCGGAACUACUCUGAAGCUGUUCUAGGCAACGAUCAAGCAGCAAUGAGCACCAUACAGGCGGAGCUGGAAGUGAUCCAAAAGGAGAGGGACUCUCUCAGUCAGCUCGUUGCAAAUCUCACGGAGGAAUCGGCCCUGGCCAAGGAGCGGCUCUUGCGACUCAACGCAGACUUUGACAACUUCAGGAAGCGAUCGGGACGCGAGAAGGAUUCGCUGCGAGAGACCGUCAAAGGCGACGUGGUGGAAAGCUUGCUGCCAAUGAUCGACAACUUCGAGAGGGCCAAGGGAGCGAUCAAGGCCGAGACUGAUGGCGAGAGGAAGAUUGACAGCAGCUAUCAGGGGAUCUACAAACAGUUUGUGGAUAUCAUGAAGAGCUUGGGCGUCAAAGUCAUCGACACAGUCGGAAAGGAAUUCAAUCCCGAGCUUCACGAGGCGAUAAUGCGCGAGGAAUCUAGCGAGUAUGACGAAGGUAUUGUAACGCAGGAAUUUAGACGAGGAUUUUUGCUAGGAGAGAAGCUUUUGAGGGCCGCCAUGGUGAAAGUUUCUUCCGGAAAGCAGAGUAACAGUCCAGCAGCAGCUCCUCAAGACUCCGAAGAGACAACGCCAUCGGAUGAAACUCCUGUGGACGAGAACAGUGCUUGAGAAGGACGAAAGAGGAAAAACAAAAGGAAGUUUUGGCACAGGAUUUUGGGAAUUCCUAGAAAAGGAGAUAAGCGAUCCAUCCAACGAAGGAUUUUUUUACUCUACAUUUCAUAUACACUGAAUCAAGACGAAGAAAGAACACACUACGAGAUAAUGAGAAGAUGAUAGUAGCUAAUAUGUUGUGUAGCGUUUGAUUCCCACCAAUAUCUUGGAAUAUCUCCCGCGGGGGUCCCGCACGGACUCGACA